AUGGCGACGGCAGUGGCAGGAGCAGCAGCGGCGGGAGGAGGAGGAGGAGGAGGAAAGAAGAGGCGACCCCGCGGCUGUCCCCGCCGCCCCCGCGCCCUCGGCUCCCGGUAACCUCCGGCCCCUCUCACCUGCAGCUCGGCCCUCUCGGCCUCCCAGCGGCUCUUCUCGGCCUCGAAGCGCGCCCACUCGUGCUGGAUGAAGUGCAGGAUGCCCGGCAGGCUCAGCUCGCCGCGGCCGGGGCCGCCCUGAGAGGCCGCCGCCGUGCCUUGCUGAGGCGGCGGCGGAGGGGGCGGCUGAGGCGGCUGGUCUCCCGCCGCCGCGGCCAGCGCCUGCUGGUGCAGCUGCUGGGCCCGCGCCGCCACCCGCUCGGCCUCCAUCGGGGAUCCGGCCGGCUGCGGCUGAGGAGGAGGCGGCGGCGGCGGCGACGGGGAGGAGGAGGAGGAGGAGCACGACGACGACGACGAGGAGGAGGAGGGCGGCGGCGGAGGAGGUGGUGGCGGCGGCGGCUGUUGCUGCUGCUGCCACAUAGUGAGCCCGCCGCGCGCGGGGGGAGGGAGGAGGAGGGCGGGCGGCGGGAAGCGGGUCCCGGUCUGCGAGGGGAGGAGGCGGAGGAGGAGAGCGAGAGCGGGGGACAGAGAGGACGUGCGGGAGGGAGGAGCGGGGGCCACUUCCUGCCAAAUAGGGAGCCGACCAGGAAAUGCGGCCUAGGUCGGCUCGGGAGGCGCUCGCGGCUACUACGCCGCAGAAGAGUGUGAAGCCGGAGGGAGAGAGAGCGAGAGAGAAGGGAGGGGAGGCGUUUCCAUGGUGACUGGAGGGGUGGGCCGCAUCCUCCCUCUCUCUCUGAUCGCCGCCGCCUCCUAUUCCUGCUCCUCUCGCAGAAUUUGGGGGGGGGGUUGCCGUGGUAACCGGAGUAGGGUGGGGGGAGCGCGCGCCGCUCUAUCCUUCCCUGCGCGCGCAGGCUGCUCCCCACCCUCGUGCAACGUCCGCGCGCAGGGCCCCGACUCUAACCGCCCGCCCGUUCGAAAGAGAGCGGGCGAAGUCACCAUGGCAACGCGGCCUGCUACCUCGGGGCCUUCGGGAAAAGCCGCCCCCGAGCAGGGCGCCCACCGCCAGCACCUUAGCAACCGGCUGCCGUCAUCCCUCCUCUUCCUCCUCCUCCUCCUCCUCGGGAGGAUAGACAGGGUGGCAACAUACACUCCCCCCCUCCCCCCAUGAAGUGAAAUUAAAUUUAAAAGGACGUGACAGAUCUGAGUGGGAUUGCAUUGGGGGCACGCAGAAGCCUAUUUGGGUGCGGGGUGGGUGGGUGUGAAGGGUAAAGUAGAAGAGGGACGGUGUGGUGUAGUGGUUAGAGGACUGUGGCAUGGGAGACCAGGGUUCACUGGGAGAGGCCUGGCGACUGAGGGGGUGCCCCUCUCAGCCUACCUCGCAGGGUUCUUGUGAGGAUGAAACGGGGAGGAUGAGGGCUGUGAGUGCCGCCUUAAGCACCUUGGUGGAAAGCUGGGGUGCAGUUGCAAUAGGUAAAGGGACCCCUGACCAUUAGGUCCAGUCGUGACCCACUCUGGGGUUGCGGCGCUCAUCUCGCUUUAUUGGCCGUGGGAGCCGGCAUACAGCUUCCGGGUCAUGUGGCCAGCAUGACUAAGCCGCUUCUGGCGAACCAGAGCAGCGCACGGAAACGCCGUUUACCUUCCCGCCAGAGCGGUACCUAUUUACCUACUUGCACUUUGACGUGCUUUCGAACUGCUAGGUGGGCAGGAGCAGGGACCGAGCAACGGGAGCUCACCCCGUCGCGGGGAUUCGAACCGCCGACUUUCUGAUCGGCAAGUCCUAGGCUCUGUGGUUUAACCCACAGCGCCACCUGUGUGCAAUAAAUAAGCCAUAUAAUAAAUAAGCAGGUUGUUGCCAAGGAGUGAGGAAGGUGUGCAAGUUCAGCCAAGGUGUCCUCUCAGAAGGGCCUGUGGUCAGGGGUGGCUAUUUCUGCUGUUGCCACUGUAUUAAACGUCAUCAUCAUUGCCAUUUGUUAUUGUUAUCUUUUAAAGCAACAUCCAUGCGCACAGCGCUUUGCUGACUGGAAGAGGGCAGGGACAUGCCCAAAGGUCUCCUGCUCCCUCAGUCUGAAUUCAUUGCAUAUUCCUGCCCCUUCCUCUCUGGUCUCCAUUGCAUUGUGACAACGAUUAGACUCGCCCCAAGCACCACCAUAAUGUAACAACAGCUGUCCUUAAGAAGUGGUGCUUUCGUUGAGAUUCCUGCCUUGCAGGGGGUUGGGCUGGAUGACCCUUGGGUUCCCUUCCAGCUCUGCAAUUCUACGUGAAUUGAUGAGUGCUGCAAGUCCCGUUCCCUUCUUAAAGAAUGGUUUGUCAAAAAGGCUACUGUCAAAUAAUCUUUAAAGUGCCUGUAAACCCUCCAUGCUUUCCAUGUUUGCUUUCAAAAUGAUAGAUAUCAGGGCUCAAGUGUGCCUGAACAACUCCCAGAUGCCUGGGGGAGUAGGGUGUGAUGACAGUCUGCACAUACUCAGAGACAUUAUCUUCCUGCUUCCUCUGCCUGUCUUUGCAUAGAAAACAGGAGCUGGGCUCAAGGCGUAGCUCAAACUGAGCCCAAGGAACAACUCCUGCAGUGGGGGGGGUCCUUUUAUUCUGGGGACCCCACAAUUUGCUAAGGGUGCAGCCUGAUCUGAAUUUCAUAGGUGUGUGUCUUUUUAAAAAUCCUUACUACACUCUUCCAGUACACUGGAAUAGUACCUGAGCUUGAUAAAAUGGGGAUGGGAAGGACCAUGUUUGCUGCCCCUUGAUUUCCUUGGAGGACAUAAAAUGGCAAUUAUUUACCAAUGUGGAAGAAAGUGAAGGGGUAUACUCUUGGGGUUAGCAUUGGGCCAGUGACCAAAUUUGUUCCCUGCACCCCAUUCAUUGAGAAUCAAGCCUCCGUCUGCACAGCAUAGCAAGAUGGUGAUGAGUGUUAACUCUGCUAUUAUGGAAAAGAAACCUGAUCUUUUUUGUUUGUGUUUUUUCUCCUCCUGAGUAAGCGGCCUUCCCCCAAAGGAAGCUUUCUUGUCCCAGCCCCCCCCCAUUUGUCUACAGAGGGAGGAGGGUUACAGAGCAACGAUUGUCCCUUUACAAACACAAGCCUUGAUCCCUCCAGGGAAAUGAGCAAGCUUGAUCUAAAUAAGAUUAAAUAAGGCAGCCCCUCCUGUUCUCCUGGCCCAUCUGCCACGCCAGGAAGAUUAGUGGGUUUAAAAAUAAAUUAAAAAGACAUAUGUUGAGGGGUUGCACUCAUUAGCGCUACUCUUUUGUUGGCUUCCCUGCUGCUGGUGGUUAAUGCCCAACACGAGCCUUGAUGCUUGCACACGCCUGAAAGCAUGUUGGCAUUUUCUGGCGGCGCUACCGUUCUCCAGGCGGCGCUGUUCCCAACACACCUCGCCAUUUACCCUGCUUGUGAAUUCUACUUCUGGCAUUUUGCAGUUCUUUUGGAAGGGCUGCUUGCAGUUCAUUGGCAAAGACUGCCUGUGGAAUUCACCUGCCCUUAUUGUGAGAUCUGAAUGUGUUCCAUCUCAUGGCAGGUCACUUGAAUCCAUAUAUGAAGCCAGAGUCUAGAUAAGCACUGCAUGCUCUGGCCAGCAGAAACACUCCAAAGUCUCGGGCAAAGUCAUUUCCCAACUCCCACUGGAGUUGCCAGGGUCUGAAUCUCGGACUUCCAGAGCAUGGGCUCUGCUACUGAGUGAUGGUCCCUCCAUAUUUUUAACAGCAGUUCAUGGCCACUGAGCCUAAUGGACAGGGGUGCCAACUUGAAUAAAAUAUGAGAGGGCAGGUAAGCCCCACUCUAUAAUUGAUCACAUCAACUUGGUGGGGGGGUUCAGCCCCCUCAAAUACUUUAUUGGGCAGCUAGAAGUUGUCUCCUAUGAAUGGCUAUGUUCUACCAUUGGAGGCAGUAUGCUUCUGGAAACAUCACAAGAGGAGAGUGCUUUUAUUCUUGGGUCCUGCUUAUGCGCUUCCCAUAGGCAUUUAGCUGGCAUGUGUGAGAACAGAAUGUUGGGCUAUGAUGGCCUGAUUCAGUAGGCUCCUCUAUUGUUCUUACGGUUUUCUGGAUAUAAUGGCUCCACAGGUUCCCCAUCCUUCACUCAAGAACACUUCUUCUUUGUGCUGGUGACACGCCAAAGUCUGGAUUGCCUAGAGCGCUGCGUUCUGGGGCGCAACAGUGUGUGUGUGUGUGAGAGAGAGAGAAGAGCUAAACUAAUUCAGUAAUGAAAAGCUGCUGUGUACCCACAGAAUUGGCUGCCCGUUGCUUCUCUGCAUGAAUUGUUGUUCUGAACUUGCCUCCUACCAAACAUUUGUUGUUCUACGGUGCAGAAGAAUUCUGUUUCAGCUAUGCACCAGGUGCAAUUGGAUCAUUGCUCAUGCCCCGUAAGGAGGAACCACAGAAUGACUUGCUCUCAGAACAGCCUGCCCUAAAUGUGUCUCCAUCUUGACAUGCGCCCCAGUGCCAUGACUCUUGCAGAAACAGAGAGGUGGGUUUUUCUGUGGGAAGACAGUAAGACCCUCUAACAGGAAAUCAUUUUAGGUAAAAAGUUUGCUUUUGGUCUCAGAAGUUUGGAGUAAUCUAUUUAUUUAGUCGUUUAGUCGUGUCCGACUCUUCGUGACCCCAUGGACCAGAGCGCUAUAGCUGAUGGUAAAAUGUAUUUCCUAAAUGUACCAUCUUUUGAUUAUUUCUUCCCCCUGGUUUCCAGGUAAACUAAAUUUGGAUGGAUGAAUCUGGAACUGCGAGACUCUCUGUGGGCCAGAGACAAGAGUUCUUCCAAACUCUCCCUGCGCUCGCAAGAUGUGCAUCACCUUCUGCCAAGGCGUGCUUGCUGUUGCCAUCGCCAUAAACUUACUGAUCCUUUUCUACAUCUCGAGGCUGCAGCAGCGUGUCUUGCACCGCCACAGGGACCACCCGCACCCCAGUGCCCACCAGCCCCGUGGCCUGCUGAGGUCAGGCGUGACCGUCCUCAUCAGGGAGUUUGAAGACUUUGAAAACUACGUCCCCGACGUGGUGCGUCUCUUUGUGAAGCACAAGCCCGAGCUGCCCAUCGUGGUGGCGGCAGACCGAUUGCCUUAUCCUCCUAUGGUUCUCCCUGGCGCUCCCAACAUCCAGGUUGUCGUUCUCAAGCCAUCCCCUGACCAGCCUGCCCACGUCUCCAGGCCCGAGACCUACGUGAAGACGGAAUACGUGGCGCUGGUGCCAGAUGGGGUGAGGGUGGAUUCCGCAUCCCAGCUGGAGCGAAUGCUGGAGGAGUUCAAGGCCAGCCAAGCUCAGGUGCAGAUGGUGGCAGCUCCAGUGCAGUCGCUAGCUCCCCUCCAGUGCCUGAACCUCAAGGUGAACCUUAAAGAAUGGACGGCCGACUACACAGCAGCUCCGCCUUCCUCCAAGGUGUGUGCGGCCUUGAAAGGUGAGGCCGUCGUCCUCCUACGCACCAGGGACCUCUUCAACUUCUCCAUGCCCCUGGCCAAGCCCUUGCUGACUUCCCUCUUCAUCCAGGCCUCCCUGCGGGGAUGGGCCGUCCGCCUGCUCGACGUUUCCUUCUCGGCGCUCCACCAGCCUCUGCUCACCUCCUCCCACAACCAGUGGAAAGCCGACAACCUGGCCAAGGCCAACCGCCUGCAGCUCUUCCGCGACUUUGGCAUCAAGCGGGUGGUCCUGGAGGACGGCAAGGAGCAGUGGUUUGGCUGCGGCAAGGAGACGCCCCGCUGCUUCGGCACCAUCCGCGAUGACACGCCGGAAUACCUCUACCAGAACCGGUGGACGCCGCCUUGCUGCCUCCGAGCCCUGAGGGAGACGGCCAAGUACGUCAUCGGCAUCCUGGAGGCGUCCGGAGUGCGCUACUGGCUGGAAGGGGGGACGCUCCUGGGAGCCGCCCGCCACCAAGACAUCAUCCCGUGGGAUUACGACGUGGAUCUGGGCGUCUACCUGGAAGACAUCCCCAACUGCGAGCUGCUCCGGAGUGCCGAUUCCGGCUCCAUCGUGGACGAGAAGGGCUUUGUCUGGGAGAAAGCCAUCGAGGGGGACUUCUACCGGGUGCAGUACAGCGAGCGCAACCACUUGCACGUCGACCUGUGGCCCUUCUACCCCAAGAACGGCGUGAUGACCAAGGACACGUGGAUGGACCACCGGCAGGACAUUGAGUUCCCGGAGCAUUUCCUGAAACCGUUGGUCCCCAUCCCGUUUGCCGGCUUCCUGGCUAUGGCGCCCAAUGAUUACUGGAGCUUCCUGGAGCUGAAGUUUGGAGAAGGGGUGAUUGAAAACCCAGAAUAUCCAAACCCAGCUGUAAAGAGCAUGGAGAAGGGAAAGUGAAAGAGCCCUCGUGAAGGCCCAAGCCUUAAAAGGAGAGGUUCUCAAGUAUCUCAGAGCUGAGAGCUUUCCUUCCUUGAACUCUUGAUGCCAUGCAAAUGAUUAUGCAGUCAGGUGAUUCACCUGCCCGUUACAGGUACCUCGGUGUCUUGUCCAUACUGGAGGAGAUGUUUGCAACAGUGAAUUGUUUCACGGUAGCAGCACUGAAUGUACAUUCUGCCUUUCUGGAUCAGAUCAAAGGCCCAUCUAGCCCAGCAUUCUGUUUCUGAUGGCAGCCAGACAGGUGCGUCUGGGAAGGUCACAGUCAGGGCAUGAAGGUAAUGGCUCUUUGCUGUUGUUGGUUCCCAGCAGCAGAAGUAGACUACCUUGGUGCUCGAAGGUUUCAUUUUGCUGAUCCAUAGCAAACAGAACCCUUUGAAAACGGAAAGGCUAGGGACGACCAUUGUUUCAGCGUUGCCUUUCAAAGUACAAGGGUCUCUUACGUCACCCCAGGAAGAAAAAUCCCCCCCCCCCCCCGCUGUCGACAGCUGGUUGUUUCAGCAGGAGUCACGCAACAGAGCAAGCAGCUGCAGUGGCUUUCACAAAGCAGUCAUUUUCCAGAGAGGUAGCUGUGUUAGACUGUUGCUGCAAAAAAAAUCAGUGAGUCUUGUGGCACCUCAAGGACUAGCAAAUUCAGUGCGGUCAGUUAUUUUGUGACUGAAAGACGAGACUGCUUAGGAUUCAGCGUCCCGCUUCCUCAAAACUGUCCAGGAGGAAUUUGAUAAGGAGAUCAUACCGCCAGCCAAAUAAGGAAAGCAUCAGAAGCAGGUUCUACAGGAGAAAGGCAGAUGCUGAGAAUCGGACAGGCAGCUCCUAUAAGUACAGUGGUACCUCGGGUUACAGACGCUUCAGGUCACAGACGCUUCAGGUUACAGACUCCACUAACCCAGAAAUAGUACCUCGGGUUAAGAACUUUGCUUCAGGAUGAGAACAGAAAUUGCGGCGGGAGCGGGAGGCCCCAUUAGCUAAAGUGGUACCUCAGGUUAAGAACAGUUUCAGGUUAAGAACGGACCUCUGGAACAAAUUAAGUUCUUAACCCGAGGUACCACUGUAUAUGAAGAGCCCUGCAUCCUAUUUGUACCACAGUGGCCAAGGCCAUCAAGAUCCCUCUGGGAAGCAGGCAGAAAGUAGGUAGAAAAUAAAUGGCCAGGGCUUCAGUAAGGGAAAAGAAUUAGCACUGCUGGUGUGGUACACCCUUUGAAGUCAGACAGAAAGCAUUCACAGAGUCAUGAAUUGCAAAUUCUAAAUCCUCAUAUUCUGCCCACUUACUGGUAGAUUGGAAUGCAGGAAGCGCCUGUCUCACUGCAGCUGCUGCUCCUCACUGAAGCUAGGCUGGCUGUAGCACGAGGGGGUCAGGUUUUAAGGGGACCAGUAGACUUUUAUUUCAAACAGGAUGUGGGGGACUAGAUCACACUGUUUUGAAUGCUCAAGUGAAGUCAGCGGGGCAUGCCCCAAAGGAGGUAAGCUGAGGAUUGCAGCUGUGCUCUAGCAACCUUCCUGCAGAGAUGCCAUUGGUGCAAAUGUAGCAAGGAGACAACUGCAGCAUAGAUGCGAGGAUCUUGCCUUGUAGAAUUCAGAACUGGGGGGGGAGGCGCUAUCCCUCUAACCACUGCUUGGUUCUGCUGCUGCAAACUGAUAUUAAUUGGAUUUUAUCUAACUGGGAGCCAAUGCAGAUCUCUCAGGACCAGUGUUAUAUGGUCCCGGUGGCCACUCCCAGUCACCAGUCUAGCUGCCACAUUCUGGAUUAAUUGCAGUUUCCGGGUCACCUUCAAAGGUAGCCCCACGUAGAGCACAUUGCAGUAGUCUAAGCGGGAGAUAACCAGAGCAUGCACCACUCUGGUGAGACAGUCUGCAGGUAGGUAGGGUCUCAACCUACGUACCAGAUGGAGCUGAUAAAUAGCUGCCCUGGAUACAGAAUUGACCUUCGCCUCCAUGGACAGCUGUGAGUCCAAAAUGACUCCCAGGCUGCGCACCUGGUCCUUCAGGGGCACAGUUACCCCAUUCAGGACCAGGGAGUCCCCCACACCCACCCGCCCCCUGUCCCCCAAAACAGUCCUUCUGUCUUGUCAGGAUUCAACCUCUGUUAGCCACCAUCCAUCCUCCAACCGCCUCCAGGCACUCACAGGACCUUCACCGCCUUCACUGGUUCCGAUUUGAAAGAGGUAGAGCUGGGUAUCAUCUGCAUACUGAUAAACACCCAGCCCAAACCCCCUGAUGCUCUCUCCUAGUGGCUUCAUAUAGAUAUUAAAAAGCAUGGGGGAGAGGACAGAACCCUGAGGCACCCCACAAGUGAGAGCCCAGGGGUCUGAACACUCUCCCCCAACACCACUUUCUGGACACGGCCCAGGAGAAAGGAGCGGAACCACUGUAAUAAAUAAAACCAGCAAUGCACUAUAAAAUACCGGCCUCCAAAUGUUAAAAUCUGACGACAAGAUAUGGCUAAAGCCUUCGGUCCACCAAGCACCCCUCAAGAGAAGGCCAAGGAAAUGGGGAUGGGCCGUGGCCUAGUGGGAGAGCACUUGCCUUGCAUGCAGAAGGUGUCAGGUUCAAUCCCCAAGGGGAUUCAGACCCCUGCCUGAAACCCAGAAGACCCGAUGCUGCCAGUCAGUGUAGACAAGGCUGAGCUACAUGGACCAGUCGUCUGAUAAGGCACCUUUGUUAUGUUCCUAGGUGCAUCUUCGGAGCUUUCUAAAAGGCCUCUGGUGAUGGGGUUUGUCAGGCCUCCAAUGGUGGCCAGAUAUUCUAGAGACAAGGGGCCGUUGCAAAGACAUAAAGGCAACUCUCCAUUUAUGUGGGGGUUACGUUCUGAGGCAUCGCGCCUUUAAUAAGUGAAAUCACAUAUACCGUAUUCUUUGCUCUAUAGGACGCACUUUUCCCCCUCCAAAAAUGAAGGGGAAAUGUGUGUGCGUCCUAUGGAGCGAAUGCAGGCUUUCGCUGAAGCCUGGAGAGCGAGAGGGGUCAGGGGUCGGUGUGCACCAACCCCUCUUGCUCUCCAGGCUUCAGGCAGCUAUCUGCAAGCCUUCUGAGCACAGCGGGAAUUCCCAUGGGCUCCGAAGGCUUGCGGAUAGCAGCCUGUUCUGGGGGCUGGGGUGGGGGGAAGCUCAGGCUUACCUGAGCUCUGGGAGCGGCGACGAGGUUGCGCGCAAUCUUGCCGCCGCUCCUGGACCUGUUCUGGGGGGGGGGAAUACUUUUUUUUUCUUUAUUCCCCCCCCCUAAAAACUAGGUGCGCCCUAUGGUCCGGUGCGCCCUAUGGAGCGAAAAAUACGGUAUUUGAAACACGCUGAAAAAGCCUGCAAGUACGCCUUCUUGCCCCUUUCCACUACAGUUUUGUGGCGUUUUCAGGUCAAUUCUGCGUUCAGCGCGUAUAUGUGAUCGCACAUAUAUUGAGCGUGCAUAAAUGGGGGGGUGCCUGUAUACCCUUGCCUGGCAGGGUGGGUGGUGGCAGAGUUGCAACCCACCCACUCCCAUAGGAAAUAGACUCAUUCUGCUGUCAUUUGUGCAGACACCUCACUUCCCCUCACUGAAAGUCGUUGACAGGGC
Molecule: messenger RNA, 9894 nt
Organism: Podarcis lilfordi (Lilford's wall lizard)
Lineage: Eukaryota; Metazoa; Chordata; Lepidosauria; Squamata; Lacertidae
Source: the annotation of a GenBank genome assembly